Molecule: messenger RNA, 678 nt
Organism: Phytophthora sojae
Lineage: Eukaryota; Oomycota; Peronosporomycetes; Peronosporales; Peronosporaceae
Exons: 1
Coding region: 1-678 (225 amino acids)
Source: RefSeq, a predicted model, not a curated record
AUGGACCACGCGCUGGUGCGUGGCCUGCCCUCGGGGAUUCGCAGCUACUGGUGUGUGGAGCUGGAAGGCCACAUCGACAGCCACUACUACCGCCCAGAAGCCUGCGUCACUGCUCGCAAGCGCACCGAGACCAUCACCGAGCUCGUCCGCAUCUUCAGUGCAAUGCUCGACAAGAGGGACGUGGACUACUGGGUCGACAGCGGCACCUUGCUGGGUCAAUUCCGAACGCAGUCGGUCAUCCCAUGGGACGACGACGCCGACUUUGGCAUGACGAUGGAAGGGUACGAGCAGCUUCGGGACAAGCACUGGGCCGUUCCCGACGGGUAUGAGCUCCAGGUCUACGACAGCAAGAUCCAUCGAGCCCGGAACCGCGACUGGAACAUCCCCGCUCGGCUCGUGGACAAGACCUACGGCUUCUACGUGGACGUGUUCGUGUUUGUCGAGUCCGAGGCCAACGGCGUUGAAAUGCUGGGAACGCACCCGUCGAGCUGUUGGCACGCGUGCUCCAAGUGUCUGCAGAUCGACCGGUACGCCAAGCUGCUCCUCAUUCCACGAUACUACGUGUUUCCGCUUCUGAGCUGUCCGUUCGCCGACUUUCGAGUACUCUGCCCAGCCCGACGAACAUUGUACCUGGAGCAUCUGUACGGCCCAGACUUCCGAAUUCCUCGCAGGACGUAG